AACAAAUUUCAGUCAGAACUUGCUGCCAGAGGCGACUCCGCUUGCGGCUGAGUGAGAGCAUUCACAAGCAGUGGCUGCCGUCUAUAAAGGAGCGGCGACGCUUCGGCUCCUCCCCCACCAUUUAGAUUCUCCAAAGAUCCAAUUUUGUAAUUAGCUAUUUGAUUAGCUUUGCUCCGUUGAUCUACAAUCAGCAAUUUUUUUUUGUGCCGGAGCUCAAUCGGAUUGAUUCGCGGUUGUUCUCCAUCUCCGCCGUGCUUAAACCCUAGAAAUCUCAGGUAAGCGGUUCGCUACUGCAAUAUUUCUAUAUUUUUUCACCUCGGUAGGUUUUGUUUUUUCUUUUUUUUUUUUUGCUUUCGAGAGGGGGAAAAAUCUAGGGUUUUUGCUCGGGGUGAUGUUGGCCGGAUGAAAUGCAGUUGUGUGAUUAGGAAUUUAAAUUUAGGUUCGAGCGAGGUGAUUUUGGUUUUGAAUUUUGAUUAUGAUGUGAUAUUAUGAAGCGUUGUUGAAUAUGAGCGAUGGGGUUGGGAAGGAUAGUUUGAAGGGCUUGACCGAGGGAGAGAAUCAGCAGUCGAAUAGGAAGAAGAAGAAGUUGGGAACGGACGAAUUUGCCCAGGCCGUUGCGAGAAUUGCCGUGGCGCAGGUUUGCGAGGGUUUAGGGUUUCAGAGCUUUAACCAGUCUGCAUUGGAUGUUCUUGCAGAUGUAGGGGUGAGGUACAUUAGGGAUAUAGGGAAAACAGCGUGUUCGUACGCGAAUUUAGCGAAUAGGAGCCAGUGUAAUGUGUUUGAUGUUAUUCAAGGAUUGGAGGAUUUCGGCUCCGUUCAGGGUUUUCCAGGCGCUUCCGAUCUUAACCAUUGCCUUUUAGGGUCUGGAGUUGUUAGAGAUGUUAUUCGUUAUGUUGCCCAAGCAGAGGAAAUCCCGUUUGCAUAUUCGAUUCCUGCUUUUCCUGUUGUGAAAGAGAGGAUAUUUAGCCCUAGUUAUGCACAGGCAGAGGAAAAUCCUCCCGACGAACAUAUACCUAGUUGGUUGCCCAAGUUUCCGGAUCCCGACACUUAUGCAGAUAAAGACUCAGAAACAGAGGUGGCUAACAAAAUCCUGCUGGUAGAAGAGCCUGAUGCGACGGUGGAAAGAUCUUCUUCGAGUAUGCAUCGAAGAUUAAUCUGUAAUGGGUCUGAAGCAGGAGUAGUAGUUGAUAAAGUGGAUGCUGCAAAGGUAAAACUAGCAGCAGAAAGCAACCCGUUUCUUGCCCAGCCUCUUCAAUUUGGAGAAAAGGAUGUUCUUUUGCCUGUUGUACCGGCUAAACUUUUGGAAGAAACUCUGGGGUAUCAUCGAAGUCGUAAAGUGUUGGAUAACCAUCUAUCAAAAUCGAUGCCGUCAACCAAUGAAGCUGCUUCAAAUAAUGCUCCUUGUGAAACCGAGGACAGGAGAAAUAUUCUUUUCAACGAGAGGCAAAAUGUGCAUUUUAAGUUUGGAAAUAGUAAGAAAUCCGUAGGUACGGGGAUGUGCAGCCAGACUGAGGGGUCGGAAAAGAAUUCUCUUUGGUUUGGUGAUGAUUGUGAUGGAGAAGAUGAGAAGAAAAGGACGGCUGAGAAAGUUCUUCGGGAAAAUAUGGAAAUCCACUGAAAGAAUCUCACUUGUAAAUUAGGCGUGUUUGAUUAGAGACUGUAUAAUUUUUUUUAAUUGAGCUAGCUAGCAUUUUUAUGCUUUUUCGAGGGUAGUCAUAGUUGAGGGGCUAGAGUUUAUCUGUACGAGUAUUCAGAUUUCGAAACGGGAACUAGUCUCACUUUUCUUAAUGAGUUCUUGAGGUAUGUAGUUGUCAGUUACCUGCAUCAACCUUUGUAAUUGAUAAUUUUUUUCUCGGUGAAAUGAUAAUCAUUAGCUUUGUUUUUCCA
Messenger RNA from Erythranthe guttata (spotted monkey flower), 1887 nucleotides. RefSeq names its product Bromodomain transcription factor. The record is from RefSeq and is a predicted model, not a curated record. Lineage: Eukaryota; Viridiplantae; Streptophyta; Magnoliopsida; Lamiales; Phrymaceae. Gene Ontology annotation, cellular component: transcription factor TFIID complex. Gene Ontology annotation, molecular function: protein heterodimerization activity.